Messenger RNA from Spizellomyces punctatus DAOM BR117, 898 nucleotides. RefSeq lists its product as uncharacterized. Gene Ontology annotation, biological process: microtubule-based movement. The record is from RefSeq and is a predicted model, not a curated record. Gene Ontology annotation, molecular function: dynein intermediate chain binding. Gene Ontology annotation, cellular component: cytoplasm; cytoplasmic dynein complex. Lineage: Eukaryota; Fungi; Chytridiomycota; Chytridiomycetes; Spizellomycetales; Spizellomycetaceae. Bases 121 to 462 code for a protein of 113 amino acids. The transcript is spliced from 5 exons.
CGUCGCCCGAGAGUUCCGACUGUGAUCCUCAGUUCUCAAGAUCUACAAACCUGUCCUCGUCGGAAAACGAAUAAAAGACUUUAGCUGAGCCCAAUCUCAUUAUAAGCCCACAAGACCGACAUGGAAGACUUUCAAGGAAUGGAAGAGAAAGCCUUCGUGGUGGAAGAAGUCAACAAUGUCAUCAAAGAGUCAAUUGAAAACACUUUGCAAAAUGCUGCAUAUCAUCAUGGAAAGGUAGCACAGUGGAAUUCCAACAUAGUAGAGCAGUGUUUAAAGAAGCUGACCGGAUUGAAUAAACCCUUCAAGUAUAUUGUGACGUGCACCAUCAUGCAAAAGAACGGUGCAGGUCUUCACGCUGCUUCUAGCUGCUAUUGGGACAACUCAAGCGAUGGGAGCACGACGUAUAAAUACGAGUCAAAAACCAUGUACGCCGUCGUUAAUGUCUUUGGUCUCGCGAUUUGAGGAACGCUCUCUUUUGUGUCGGGUGGACGGGGUUGUCUUGCACUUGGAUGUACAUACGGCUAUUUAUUGGAACGUCAUUUUCUAUUUUCCUGUCACUUUUGGCGAAAUCCGGGCAAGGUGUUAUAGCGUCCCGCGAGCGAGUUUUGUUGAAUCCAUGCACUGUCCUUUGCAAAGGAGAUAAAGCUAUCGAGUAGAAUCAAGUAAAAAAUGUUCAAACGUUCUUCAAAUGGGAUCUUUCCCUUUUUAGCCGCCAGCCCAAUCCUCAAAGAGAUGGCCACAGACGGUAUCUCUCCAUCCCGGCUCAGUCCAACUCCACACAAAAUGCGCAUGACAUGCCCACAGCUCCUCCCCUCUGUUCUGCGCUUCCACAAAAGCCGGCAUCAAUCCAGUUCUGUUUAGGGCGUCUGAAAAGCUUUGCCCAAGUUGGGAACCAGAA